CUCCCCUUGUAGCGAUGUCCUCCUAGCCGGCCUCCACGGGAUGGAGGGCUUCAUGGACUCAGGGACACAGACGGACGCAGUGGUGGUGCUGUCCUUGGCUCAGGCUGCGGUGUUAGGCCUGGUCUCGGAAAAUGAGCUCUUUGGAGCCACCAUAAGUGCGGAAGCCUUCUACCCUGACCUGGGGCCGGAGUUGGCAGGACCCACCUCGAGCGAGUCAGGGCCACCGGGCCCGGAUGUCUACCAGCUGGCCUGCAGUGGGCGGGCCUCAGGGGCACCAGCAGAAGAGGAGGUGCUGGAGGUGGAGGCGGCCUUGGAGAAGCACACCCGGCGGAAGACGCGGCCCCCGGUUCGGCUGGUGCCCAAGGUCAAGUUUGAGAAGGUGGAGGAAGAAGAGGAGGAGAUCUACGAGGUCUCUGUGCCUGGCGACGACAAGGCCACGGACCCCACAGAAGCCCCUGCCGAGGGACCUGGUGGUGCCUGCGAGGCCCUGCAAAGCAGUGCUGUCAAGAUGAUCGACCUCAGCGCCAUCAGCCGCAAGCCCCGGACGCUCCGGCACCUGCCCCGAACACCAAGACCAGAGCUAGAUGUGACCCCUUAUGACCCUCACUUCCCAGACGCGGCCAGGGACGCCUUCCCCGAGCCCAUUAUGGCACUGCCUGGGCCGGAGGCCUUGCCUGCUGAGUGUAGCUUUGAGCCGCCCCGCCUGGCCCAGCUGAGUGACCCCGAGGCCCCCAGCAUGGAGUCCCCGGAGCCUGUAAAGCCAGAACAGGGAUUUGUGUGGCAGGAGGCCAGUGAAUUUGAGGCUGACACGGCAGGCUCGACGGUGGAGCGCCACAAGAAGGCCCAGCUGGACCGGCUGGACAUCAAUGUGCAGAUCGAUGACUCCUACUUGGUGGAGGCGGGCGACCGCCAGAAGCGCUGGCAGUGCCGCAUGUGCGAGAAGUCCUACACAUCUAAGUACAACCUGGUGACACACAUCCUGGGCCACAAUGGCAUCAAGCCGCACUCCUGCCCACACUGCAGCAAGCUCUUCAAGCAGCCCAGCCACCUGCAGACGCACCUGCUGACACAUCAGGGCACACGGCCCCACAAGUGCCAGGUGUGCCACAAGGCCUUCACGCAGACCAGCCACCUCAAGCGCCACAUGCUGCUGCACUCAGAGGUCAAGCCCUACAGCUGCCACUUCUGUGGCCGCGGCUUCGCCUACCCCAGUGAGCUCAAGGCCCACGAAGUGAAGCACGAGAGUGGCCGCUGCCACGUGUGUGUUGAGUGCGGCCUGGACUUCUCUACCCUGACCCAACUCAAGCGCCACCUGGCCUCGCACCAAGGCCCCACCCUGUACCAGUGCCUCGAGUGUGACAAGUCCUUCCACUACCGCAGCCAGCUGCAGAAUCACAUGCUCAAACACCAGAAUGUGCGGCCCUUCGUGUGCACCGAGUGUGGCAUGGAGUUCAGCCAGGUGCACCACCUCAAGCAGCACGCGCUCACUCACAAGGGCGUGAAGGAGUUCAAGUGUGAGGUGUGUGGACGGGAGUUCACCCUGCAGGCCAACAUGAAGCGGCAUAUGCUGAUCCACACCAGUGUCCGGCCCUACCAGUGUCACAUCUGCUUCAAGACCUUCGUGCAGAAGCAGACCCUCAAGACCCACAUGAUCGUGCACUCACCCGUGAAGCCAUUCAAGUGCAAGGUGUGCGGGAAGUCCUUCAACCGUAUGUACAACCUGCUGGGCCACAUGCACCUGCAUGCAGGCAGCAAGCCCUUCAAGUGCCCCUACUGCUCCAGCAAGUUCAACCUCAAGGGCAACCUGAGCCGGCACAUGAAAGUCAAGCAUGGCGUCAUGGACAUCGGCCUGGACAGCCAAGACCCCAUGAUGGAGCUGACAGGCACUGACCCCUCUGAGCUCGACAGCCAGCAAGAGAUGGAGGACUUUGAGGAAAACGCCUACACCUAUGCCGGCGUGGACAGCAGUGCCGAGGCCAAUGUCCUCACCGAACAGGCCAUGAAAGAGAUGGCCUACUACAACGUGCUAUAGCACAGCUGGGCCACCCAGCAAGGGGGGUAGGGCUCCGGCUGCAGGCUACACCUCCUGCCACUGAGAAACAAGCUACUGCCCCAGCCCUAGCCCCAGCCCACCCACCCCAGCCGUUUG
Molecule: messenger RNA, 2149 nt
Organism: Otolemur garnettii (small-eared galago)
Lineage: Eukaryota; Metazoa; Chordata; Mammalia; Primates; Galagidae
Gene: ZNF710
Product: zinc finger protein 710
Exons: 4
Coding region: 41-2032 (663 amino acids)
Source: RefSeq, a predicted model, not a curated record